Molecule: messenger RNA, 2530 nt
Organism: Pseudophryne corroboree (corroboree frog)
Lineage: Eukaryota; Metazoa; Chordata; Amphibia; Anura; Myobatrachidae
Gene: NPS
Product: neuropeptide S
Exons: 4
Coding region: 913-1194 (93 amino acids)
Biological process (GO): positive regulation of synaptic transmission, glutamatergic; positive regulation of action potential; neuropeptide signaling pathway
Cellular component (GO): extracellular region
Source: RefSeq, a predicted model, not a curated record
CCAGAUCUGUGCCUGUGACUCCGCCCAGCGUUACGGGCACAGAGUCACAGACUUGGGCAAAUAUAUAGGAGAUAAUCUGAAUAAGAAUUAAGAAUAAAAUAUACAAAAAAGAACACUAAAUUAUAGUUAGCCUUUUAUCACUGUGUAGAGUGUUAGAUGGAGCGAGGUACAGUACAAGAUGGAUGUGUGGAAAGGUGCUGCAUAAGGCCAGGGAUCAGCAGGGUGGUUAAUGGAGAAGUGGAGUAGGGUCAUGGUUGUGGAUGGUGUAAGAAGCUAGGAGAUAUCAUGGAAGGAAGGACAAAGAUGUGUAUUAUAAAUAUGUUACACUUAAAUGAGGCUGUAGUAUGUUAUGCCGGCGGUCGAGCUCCCGGCGGCCAGCAUUCCGGCGCUGGAAUCCCGACUGCCGGCAUACAGACAGCUGGGCGAGUGCAAAUGAGCCCCUUGCGGGCUCGCUGUGCUCAUCACGCUGCGGGCUAUCUGUUCUCCCUCCAGGGGGGUCGUGGACCCCCAAGAGGGAGAAAAGCGGUCGGUAUGCCGGCGGUCGGGAUUCCGGUGCCGGUAUGCUGGUCGUCGGGAGGCUGGCUACCGGCAAACUGAAGACCACCCCUUAAAUGACCAUGUAUAUAAAGAGGCAGAGGAAAUAGAAGAAACACAAAACAAAGAAAAUGCGAAAGAAAAGAACACAAAAAAAGAAAAAGAGAAGUAGAGUGGAUGGGAAGGAAGGUGGAAGAGACGGGAGUGAGAGUGCUGAUGAGACUGAGCCUAAGAGAUGAGGAACAUAAUAUGUUAUGGCGGGAGAAAUACGGACAUGAGAUGGAUGAAGGGCCAUCCAGACAUCAAUGAGACAUGAGUCCGGAGUAUAUAAUGUCCCCUGGAUGAGAUACUUAGCCGAUUCAAAUGUAAGUGAACGCUAUGGAGAGACUGCAGCUAAACAGUGUAUCCAAAUUGCAUUUUGUGCUCUUUUUCUGGAUAUCUACAAUGCAUCUUUGGUGCCAGCCUGGAUUGUCCCUGACGUCAUCUGGAAAAUCAGACUACUGCCUUGUCUUGCUAAACAGCUGCUUAGUUGAAGCAGAUCGGAGUGAAGAGCUGGCAUUCCUGAAGCCAUUCCUAGAGAAGUCAUUCAUGAAGAGGUCCUUCAGGAAUGGCGUUGGGUCAGGAAUAAAAAAAAAUUCUUUCAGAAGAGCAAAAUCCUAACAAAGUGUUCUCGAAAAGACCCUUUCCACACAGAUGGAGAUUUUUUUUCCCAAUGAAUUCACGUAUAGCAAACUCUGUACCUCUGACGAGAUAUUUAAGAAUUAAGCCAUUUUUUUUUUUAUUUGCGCUAUGACCACAGGCAUCAAUACAGAAAGAGGGAGGUAAUUUUGCACAGAAUAUUUAGAAAUGUUUGCUUAGAAAGUUAGACCAUGUGACCACAAGAAUUUUGUUUAUAUUUCCUCACUGAUCUCUAUGGAGUAACAGCUACUUUGUACACUGGUACUUUUGGCGUAGCGGGGUGGGUGAAGUCCACCGUAUUCUACUUUCCCCAUCCCUAGUCAACAUUAGAAUUCUCAAGCCCUGUUAUGAAGCAAAAGAAUGGUCACAGUGUUUGUGGGGUUGCCCUUGUCCACUUGGGAUCUUUGGCGAUGGCAACACGGAAGCUAGACAUGUCUACACCGUAUUAGGGGCAUGGCUGUACUUCUUUGGCAGGUCCAGGUCUGGCACAAAUACUUUGCCCCCUCCCCCUCCCCCUCCCUUUGGCCCCCAUGCACUUCUGUAAACUGUUCCUGUGUGUACAGGUAUUAUGUUUUUCCAGGGAGAUCAGAGAUCUUUGUGCAAAUAUCUUUUCCCCUCUGGUGAAAUAUAGAUAGCUGUGUGUUCAUGGCUUUCUUUUACAUGUUUAUGGAACGCUAAUUAAAUUAUAAUUUCCAUAAAAUCAGCCGUGUCAAAUAUCUACACACAUGCACCAAUUAGUUACUUAAGAUAGAAUUUAAAUUUUUUUUAAAAACUACAGAAAAAAAAUUGCAGAAACAAGUCACAUUUGUACACAAUGGUUGGACUAAUUUCUUAGAAGCAAUUUAGCCAGGAAGAAAUCACUUGGGAUAUAUUGAUUAAUUUUUACAGGCAUCCUGGGAAAUUAUGCUCAUUUUAGAAAUUCUGGUCUUGUAGCUACAAUCAAUUAACUCACUCAAGUCAUGGUUUCUACUGAACACACAGUGUCGUUACACCCGCAAAUCUUUUGUCUCAUCUUCCUAGCGCUCAUUAAAUUAAGGAUGAGCAACAAAUUAUAACUGUGCAAGAGUGCAGGAACUGCUACAGCACUUUACUAAUGGACAACAUGAUGUUGUUAUAAUGUACUGGUAAAUAUCAUAUCGAGAAUAUAUAUAUAUAUAGAUAUAUAUAUAUAUAUAUAUAGAGAGAGAGAGAGAGAGAGAGAGAGAGAGAGAGAGAGUUUAUUGGUCAGAAUCUGUUACAUGGUAUUGUGUUGGUAAAGGCAUCAACACCGUCUUUUUCAUAAGUACAAAACAUAAUCUAGCAUGUCUUUUAUACAUUG